Molecule: messenger RNA, 6244 nt
Organism: Ictalurus punctatus (channel catfish)
Lineage: Eukaryota; Metazoa; Chordata; Actinopteri; Siluriformes; Ictaluridae
Gene: saxo2
Product: stabilizer of axonemal microtubules 2
Exons: 5
Coding region: 781-2130 (449 amino acids)
Biological process (GO): microtubule anchoring
Cellular component (GO): sperm flagellum; ciliary basal body; axonemal microtubule
Molecular function (GO): microtubule binding
Source: RefSeq, a predicted model, not a curated record
ACGAGCAAGUGCGGUAUUUGAAUUAAUCCGUGUUUAACAAAGUUAAGACAUUGUGGUUAAUUUUCGCGCUAUAAUUAAAAAAUAAUAAUCAUCAUUUUAAUCAAAAGGCGUAGAAACAUCCGGGUAUUUUGUCUAGACUGGAGGAUUAUGGGAGCUGACACUGACAUCAUACCUGACACUUAGUCGAACAUUUUACAGUUGGCUUCAUGACUGUAGAUCAUUCCAUUCAAAUGCUAUUGAGCUUUAAAUUAUGGUAUAUUUUGUGUAUGGGCCCAUUCUGUAGUGAAAUUCAUAUCAAAUUUACAUAUGAUUUAAUAGUUUAAUUUAAUAAAUAUCAAAAAUCUAAAAGAUGUGCGUCAUACCUGACACCUGGAUUAACAUUUUACAGUUGGUUAUAUGACUGUAAGUCAUUCCCUUCAAAUGCUAUUGAAGUUAGAAGCGUGUAUAACAAUGUCGUAUGUAACUUUAGAGACGGUCCCUUAAUUUCCGCAUAUCUGCGAAUAUCGAACGUCCAACGUCAGGCCAACUUUAUGCCAGUGGCACUUUGAUGAUUGGUCGUCAAGACGACUGGCAUAAAGUUGGCCUGACGUUGGGCGUUCGAUAUUUGCAGUGUCAAGAGGCUGUAUUUGUUGUCAUGGAGACUCGCUGCCAUAGAAACGUGUGUGGUGUGUGGUGCGUCGCGAGCGCAGUCUAGAGAGGUUGGCAGUGAAUUAGUGCGGCUCCUGAGACGGGAAUUAAAUAAAGCCGAUUUAAAGUCUGUCCUGUUUCAGUGUUGCAAACAUGAAGCGGCUGUGUUUGUGUGAGAUCUGCAUCUGCGGACGGCACCGUUGCGCACACCCGCCCACAGCGCUCUACAAGAAGGGAAACGGAGGUUGUGUAUUGAGUGAGUACACUGAGAAAUACCCAGAAUACAAGAGUUAUCAGCCACCCAAGAGUCUUAAGCCUAAACAGGAAGUAAAGAAUAACCGCGAACAGAUGGAGGGAACCACCACCUUUAGGUCCGAUUUUGUUCCAUAUGAAGUGAGCCAGCGUCCUGUAAAACAAAGGGCUGAAUACCAACCUAAUCCAGGUGAGAUUGACUUGGCCACUACGUACAGCCAGGAGUUUGUCCCUUUUGAGCUACAGCCUGUUUUACCACGUCUCCCAAAGGAGAGGAUACAACAUGCUAAUGGGAAGCUGGACACAGUACCAACCUAUACAGAAGAUUUCCGUCAGUGGGAAAUUAGCAUGCGAAAGUCCCGUAAACCCAAACUGUCUUACCAUCCUCCAGCUGAGAAGUUUGGAAACGCCACAACAUUCCAGGAUGAUUUCAUUCCACGAGGUCUUGUUCCACGUGAGAGCUUCAAACCUUCAUAUGUAGCCAAGCUGUCUGAUGCUCCUUUCGAUGGAGUGACCAGUAAUCAGUUGCAUUAUAUCCCUCACCCAAUGGAUGUGUGUUUUGUCAAAGCUCCUCAUGAGUACAAACCCAGUGACCAGCCUUUCCAAGACCUCACAACACACCGACAUGAUUUCCAGGGCCUGCCGGCCAAAAUGCCCAAGAGCUGUAAGCCUGAACACAUCAAAAUGUCCUACGAUGCACCCUUCCAGACCAGCACUGAGUUCCGAGAUCGCUUCCAGACGUGGGAUGCGUCUCCACAACGGGUGAAGAAAAUGUCCGAGUACACAAGUCCUACAGAGGAAAUGGAUCUGACCACGACAACUGGCACAACCUUCAUCAAACACCAUAUCCAGCCAUUCAUCUCCGCUAAGCCUCUGGUUAGGCCAACUCAUUCCUCUGUUCCUUUUCAAGCUGAAACCACCAUGAAGGAUCAUUUUAAAGCCUGGAAAGCCCAGCGCCAAGAAAUGAUCUGCAAACCCCCGGCAAUCCACAGAAGCAGUGGGAAGAUGGAGGACAUAAGCACCUUUAAGGCCCACUACAUCCAGCACCAACUGCAGCCCAAUAUCAGCUGCAAGCCAAUCAAUGCCCCACUGAGGAGCGAAGCACCUUUGGAUGAAGAAACCAUGUACCGCACUGAGUUCACACCCAAAAAGAUCAGCAUAUGUCCAGCCAGCUUGGAGCCAAUUCCGGGGUUUGUCUUUGAGAAGGUUGAUGACAGAGGUCACAGGUUCUUCCAUAAACUGAGCUCCUAGGAGCAGAUGUCUGCAGGGUGUGAGGUGCAGGCUCCUAAUGCUUUGGCCGUGAUGUCAUAAGAGCAAAGCUAGCUAAAUCACAGGGGGGAAAAUAAAUAAAUAAAUAAAUAAAUAAAUCUAAUCUAAUCUCUCAUAACUUAAGCCUUAAUCAGUCUUGUUGUUUUUUAAGUAAAUCCAACUGAAUCUAAAUAAAUCCAGUGUAUCUUGUAUUUAAAAAGGUAAGAAUUAAGACAUGAAACAUCUUUAAACUACUGUAGCAUUGUUGCCAUGAUAAAUGAAAAUAGGUGUAAAGGUUUAAAAGUUUUAACAGAAUUCAAACUGUAUAGCAAUUAGAUUUAUGCAAGUAAUACACUAUACAAAAUUACAUCCUCUUAUAUUAUAUUGCUCCAGAUUUCAAUUGCAAAAUUCUUUACAGUUUAUGAAACCUUCACUGGUAAGGACUUGAUGUGGCCUAAGAUUAAGAUAAAACAUAUUAACCCCUCACUGCAAAUGGAAUCGAUCCGCCAGGAUAUGUUUUGUCUCCAAAGUCUCAGCCUCUUUUCUUUUGCACUCGAGCUAUGAGGCUAAUGUACAGUAUGUAUCUUUCAAGUAAUUGAAGCUAAUACAGUGCAAAGAAGGCUGUGAAAAAUUGUCUUUAUUGUUUAACCUUUUGAUAUUUUGUUAAAGAAAUUCACAAAAAUACUUUGCUCUCAUGUAUAUCAAACAAUUGCAAACAAAACAGAGAUUUAUUUAAAAAACAAAUCUUUGUUAAAUAUAGGUGUGCAACAAUUAUUGGCACACCUAUGAAAUCACAUGACAAAAAAAUAUUUGAAGUAUAUUCCCAAUGAUAUUUCCCAUGGCAUUGUUUUUAGUUCACCUGGGUGACUCGGCACAGGAAAUUGUUCAACCAUGACUUCCUGUUUCACAGGGGUAUAAAUAUGAGGUAACACACAGGCCAAAUUCCCUUAGUAAUUCAUAACAAUGGGUAAGACCAAGGAAUAUAGCUGUGAUGUGUGGCAAAAGGUUGUUGAGCUUCACAAAAUGGGAAGUGGUUAUAAGAAAAUAGCACAAGCGUUGAAAAUGCCCAUUUCCACCAUCAGGGCAAUAAUUACAACAUUCCAGUCAACUGGAAAUAUUAUGAAUCAACCUGGAAUUGGAAGUGUGUCUGUAUUCUCUCAACACACUAUAAGGAAGAUGGUUCAAGUGGCCAAAUUGCAGAAGUGGAGAAUUGCAGAAGUUAGUUGUGUCUUGGGGUCAGAAGGUCUCGAAAACUACAAUCCGAAGUCACCUACAUCACAAGUUGUUUGGAAGGGUUUCAAGAACAAAUCAUCUAUACUCAUCCAAAAACAAACUCAAGCAUCUUCAGUUUGCCAGACACUACUGCAACUUCAGAUGGGAUCGGGUUCUAUGGUCAGAUGAAACCAAAAUAGAGCUUUUUGGCAAUAAGCACCAGAGGUGGUUUUGGUGCACACAGAGAGGUAGCCAUAUGGAAAAGUACCUCAUGCUCACGGUUAAAUAUGGUGAUGGCUCUUUAAUGUUUUGGGGCUGUUUUUCUGCCAGAGGACCUGGACAUUUUGUUAGGAUACAUGUUAUCAUGGACUCAAAUAUCAAAUAUCAACAGAUGUUAAAUGAAAACCUGACUGCCUCUGCCAGAAAGCUGUGGGCUGAAAAAAAUGGGCUGUGGUUGGAUCUUCCAACAGGACAAUGAUCCAAAACACAUCAAAAUCAACACAAAAAUGGUUUACUGACCACAAAAAGUCCUGCCAUGGCCAUCCCAGUCCCCUGACUUGAAACCCAUAGAAAACCUGUGAGGUGAACUGAAGAGGAGAGUUCAGUGUGGACCUCGAAAUGUGAAGGAUCUGGAGAGAUUCUGUAUCUGUAUGAGGAAUGGUCUCAGAUCCCUUGGCAUGUAUUCUCCAACCUCAUCAGGCAUUAUAGGAGAAGACUCAGACCUGUUAUCUUGGUAAAGGGAGGUAGCACAAAGUAUUGACUAAAAGGGUCCCAGUAAUUGUUCCACACCUAUAUAUAACAAAGAUAUUUUUGAUAAACCUGUGUUUUGUUUGCAAUUGUUUGAUAUCCAUGAGAGCAGAGUAUUUUUGUGAAAUUUUUUUUAACAAAAGAUCAAAAGGUUAAACAAAGACAAUUUUUAACAGCCUUCUGUGCACAAAUUCAAAACCCAAUCAAGUCCAGACAUUAGCUCACUCUUACUAACCUACUUAUUAGCCAUGUCAUACAUCAAAAUGAUCGGCUCAGUGAGGAGAAUUGCAUUAUGGAGGAUGGCAAUACCCUCCAUCCAAUGUGCAAAAUUGCAUUAUGGGUCGCAUGGUGUCAUGUGCACAUCACAACAAAACUGACUGUAACCACAAAACUAUUGGUACAUACAGUAGACAUAUACUAUACCAAAACGCUUGGCUGACUGAGGAGAAUAGCUUUAUGGGUAUUUUAGUGAUGUCAAGUGAACGUCACAUGCACAUUAACCCCCAAAAUUAGUGGAAUCACAAAACUACCAUAACAUACUGUAGACGUGUGAUAUGUUAAAACACUCAGCUCCAUGAGAAGAAUUGCAUUAUGGGUGUUUUAGUGAUGUGCAUAUGAAUGGACUGCCAUAAAGCCUAUUAUAUUAAAACCUGGAGUUAAAUACAAUCAUUACGACUACCAAUAUAUGUCAAAUUAGUUAUGCUUCAACAAACAUGUACACACAUAGCUCAUGUUCAGUUGCAUAUUAGUGUCGGAUUUUGCAUGGGCAAGCACCACUCGCACUUUCUUCCCAAAAUCUAAAGUCUAGUUGAACUUACUUUUCUGCGAGGUUUUGUUAUUUCACUGUACAAUUCAGUGGGGUGUUUUCUUUGGUCGAGAUUCCUGGUUUGCCUGAAGUUCGGCGUCUGCAGUAUCUGUUUUGGACCAUGGGUUUGUCUGCAGAGUUGCAUAGCUAAUAAACAGCUCGCACUUACAUCCAUCUGUCUCCGCCUUAUGACAACAGAUCAACAUGCUGUCGUUGGAGGUGUAUCAUGAUUUCGAUAUGCACAUUGUACAAUGCUAAACUACUAGCUGUGAGCUUCCUUUACUUGUUAGCUAAGUGCAAAACUAAAGAAAUUGUGUACAUUUCAUUCAUGCCUAAUCUAUUCUUACAACAAAUGGUACAUCAACAUAUAGGCUGCACACACAACAAAUAUAACAAUACUUUACAAUAUAUUCUGAUAAAUUCCAGCUUAUGUUUCUCUCCCACUUGUGGCAUUGUAUGGAAUGUACUAAAAGUCUAAAUGUGAAAAAAAAUAUUUAUGUGCCAAAAUUGUACUCAAGCGAUGAUCAAAAUGAAAAAUAAACUCUUUCUCAAAAGUGUAUUUAUUUCCUUUAUACUAUAUAACACAGAGAAGUGAUGAGGAAUUCCAGACAGUCCCCAAUCAAAACUCUCACCAUCCCAAACACAAUGAAUGUUUUUACACGUCAGUAGCCAUCUAUUGUUGUAUAUCUGUAAUUAUGUCAGCACAUGGUUUGUGUAUCUAUUCAAACAUUUCAAACUGUAAUUAAGUCGCAUGCUUUUAAAUACAGAAGGCCAUGGUAGUCAACUCAUGGAUUAUCUAUGUGAAUAAUUGAUAAGGUUUUCUGUAGUCUUAAAUAUGGAUUACAAUGUAAACUACACUAGCAAGUAAGAAAAUAAGUCCAGAAUCUCUACACUCAAUGUACAAUAUUGCACUUAAAAAAAACACAUUAUGUACAAGAAUUUACAAUGCAGCACACUGGUUGAACAGACGCGCACACACGCACACACACACACACACACACACACACAAACACACAAACACAAGUACAUUUAAAAGGAGUAGCAACUGGAGACUCAAGUGUGGUCUUAUGACUUAGACAUUUCACUCCUUUGUACAUUAAUGAUACAUAAUGUCUUCAUAACGCAUACAUAAGCAAGAAAUAGUGUUUUUAGAAUAAGACAUGAAUAUCUAUGAACAGCAGCUAAUGUCAGUUUUCACACGUUACACGGCCCCAUUGUCGUGAUCAUGGUACAUGUGGGAAAAAUAAGGCAUAUGACAAUAUGACAUUGUCUCAGUUUCGACACAGUGUGUUGAUAUUUUGUACUCUUUACUAGCCACAAGCUUCCGAAUCUUAAUGGUUGACGUCUGAUAGG